AUGGCUAAAUCGAUUGAUGAGGCAUACAAUUUGUUGGAAGAGAUGGCUACUAACAACUACCAGUGGCCAACAGAACAAGCAAUACAUAGGAAAAUAGCUGGAAUUCAUGAUGUAGAUGCAUUUUUAGCAUUAUCUGCUCAGAUAAUCAUGCAAGUCAUUAGUGUCCAAGCCCAAAAAAGGCAGUGCAAUUUGUGGGUAAUAGAUAAUAGAAUAAUCCCUACUCCAACACUUACAACUCAAGGUGGAGGAAUCAUUCUCAACCAAAGUUCACCCUCAACUCUAAGGCCAAAUGCACCUCUAGUAUUUCACCAGCAAGCCGGCACACCUAUUUCAGAAAAAAAGCCAACUAUGGAAGAUCUUCUAAGGCAGUACAUGACACAGAAUGAUAACAUUAUACAAAGUCAAAUAGCUCUCAUUCAGAGUCAAGCAGCAUCAAUUCAAAACCUUGAGACUCAGGUUGGUCAACUUACCAAUUUAUUAGACAACCGACCUCAAGGAACAUUGCCUAGUGAUACAAAGGUGAAUCCAAGGAGAGACAGCAAAAAACAAGUUAUGGCAAUCACCUUGAGGAGUGAAAAAGAGGUUGAACAUAGUGUUAAGCAAGCUAAUUCUCAAGAUGAGCUUGUUGAGAAUAAAACAGUGAUUGAGACAGUUGAUAAGCAAAGUCAAAAGAAGGAAGCAAAGAGGAAACUGAAGGACUUUGAGACAAUUACACUCAUUGAGGAGUAUAGUGCAAUAAUCCAUAAUAAGCUUCCACCAAAGCUUAGGGACCAAGGGAGUUUUUCUAUCCCUUACUCAAUUGUUAAUUUUAAUUUUUCAAAAGCUUUGUGUGAUUUAAGUGUUGGUGUCUCAAUUAUGCCUUUGUCUGUUCCUAGGAGAAUUGGACUGAAAGGGAUUCAACACACUAUAGUCACCUUGCAACUAGUUGACAGAACAAUAAGGCACCCCUGUGGUGUGAUAAAGAAUGUCUUGCUCAAACUUGGAAAAUUGUUCAUUCUAAUAUACUUCAUAGUACUUGAGACGGAAGAGGAUGAAGAGGUUCUGACCAUACUAAGACAUCCAUUCUUAGCCACUACAGGUGCAUUAAUAGAUGUAAGGGAAGGUAGAAUAACUUUCAGAGUUAGAGAUGAGGUAGUUGAAUUUACUAUUUUCAAUACAACUAUGAGUCCUUCAACCACAACUCAUUGCUAUAGAGUGGAUUUAGCUGAUAAAGAUGAAGGUAAUCCUACUCCACCAUCUACAAGUAAGCAAGCAUCAACUCAUGAGUUAGAGCCAUUGCCACUACAUCUUAACAUGAAGCAAUGUUAUGAUGUACAGAAUCUACCACCUUUCAGUGAUCUUGAUUUUGAGGUUGGAUAA
Messenger RNA from Theobroma cacao (cacao), 1359 nucleotides. The record is from RefSeq and is a predicted model, not a curated record. Lineage: Eukaryota; Viridiplantae; Streptophyta; Magnoliopsida; Malvales; Malvaceae.